This is a messenger RNA of Heterobasidion irregulare TC 32-1, 159 nucleotides long. RefSeq lists its product as uncharacterized. The annotation marks the transcript as partial. The transcript has a single exon. The record is from RefSeq and is a predicted model, not a curated record. NCBI's taxonomy places the organism in Eukaryota, Fungi, Basidiomycota, Agaricomycetes, Russulales, Bondarzewiaceae.
ACUGACCGAACAUUCGGUCGGUGUUCAGCGCAGUCCCAAAACCGUUCGGGCGCUAUAAUCUCACACUCCCUGAUUACUUUUCAGUACGCCCUCAAUUUCCAAAGUCACCACUUACAAUUCCUUGCAUAUCAGAUACUAGCUCCAGCACCCCUGCAUUAG